This is a messenger RNA of Xiphophorus couchianus (Monterrey platyfish), 3450 nucleotides long. It is a transcript of the gene asb12a, whose product is annotated as ankyrin repeat and SOCS box-containing 12a. Lineage: Eukaryota; Metazoa; Chordata; Actinopteri; Cyprinodontiformes; Poeciliidae. The coding region runs from base 193 to 1164 and encodes 323 amino acids. The record is from RefSeq and is a predicted model, not a curated record. The transcript has 4 exons. Gene Ontology annotation, molecular function: protein binding.
CUACCACCCAUAUUGUUAACACGCACACACAUGCGCGCGCACACACACAACGGGCAUACUGCACUUUUUACAACUCACUUCUUGGAGGACCUCUCUGUCUUUGCUUCCUACUUUAACAACGCCAACAUCAGUGGGGCUAAAAGCAACUUAAGAUGAAGUCGUCCUGACCCCUCCUUUGCUCGGAGUGUCGCGAUGGCCGUGGGCCAGCCUGUCAACAUGAGUCUGAUGGACAUAUCGAAGAUCUUCUCCCUGCUCCAGCCCAAGGAGGAGGACGACGAGCAGGCUCGGGCCUUGAACGACGCCGUGGGCGCCGACGACGCAGCUCUGCUCUCCGAGCUCCUCGCUCAGGAGGAAUACCGGCGGUGCAUCAACACUCCGAGCGGCUGGGGGGUCCCGGUGACCCCCCUGCGCACCGCCGCUGCCCUCGGACGCCUGAGGUGCCUGGAGCUCCUGUUGGGGCACGGGGCGGAGGUUUGUCACCGUCGGCGGAUAGACGUUUUGGAUGUGAAGGCCCAGACGCCUCUGUUCACAGCUGUGAGUGGGAAACACUUGGACUGCGUGGCGGCCCUGCUGAAGGCGGGAGCCGACCCCAACGGCAGCCAGUACAACAACUGCUCCCCGGUGCUGACAGCCGCCAGGGAGGGUGACGUAGACAUUCUCCAGGAGCUGCUGCGGUUUGGAGCCGAGGUGGACGUCCGGCCAAAGGUCCCCGAGUGGGCCUCCAACGCCACAGCCUGCAGAGGGCCCCUGUACAUCUCAGCCGUCUAUGGACACCUGGGCUGCUUUAAGCUGCUCCUGCUACACGGGGCCAACCCCAACUAUAACUGCACGGAUGAGAAGAUGCUGGCCAGGAUCAAGCAACCCAAGACGGUUGUGGAGGUGUGUCUCCGUUACGGCUGUGGGGUGGAGUACAUUCAGCUGCUGGUAGACUUCGGGGCAGACGUCUAUCUACCUACACUCAUUAUUGACAAAACUACAAAGCAGAACGAAGCGCUACUGCUGCUGCUCAGAGAGAGAGUUUGUCCCAAAACACUGAUGUCACAGACUCGGCUGGCAAUCCGAAGACACAUCCCUUUUGCCGACAAGGACCCUGCAAUAGACAGUUUGGACAUACCUCUGGUCCUGAGGAACUACUUAAAGCACAUAAACGCUGAACCUGAGUGAUUUUAGUCUGAGUUUACCGAUUUUUCUGUUGUUCGAUUUUGCUUACUUGAUUUUUUUCCUCAAAUUUCCUCAGUGAGCAGGACAAGACAAAAACUGUAGCAGCAGUUUUGUCCUGUCGCACUCCUUGAACUUCUCCACAUUUUGUAGCUACCACCACACUUUAGUGGAUCUUAGUCCGAUUUUGAGUGACAGAGAAAAACACAAAAGGGAAUAAUUAGAAUGUGGAGGGGAAAACAGCAAUGCGUGAUUUUCUACAUCUUUGACAAAUUAAAAUGUUAAUGUGGUAUUGGUUUUAUUCAACCCCUGAGUCAAUGCAUGGUAGAACCAUCUGCUGCUGCUGUAACAGCUGCAAUUAUUUUUGUGGUACAUCUCCAAAAUACUGACAUCUUUCGCACUAUUUUAUAGAUCAAACUCAAGUUUGACAAAAAGUAGAACAUGAAGAUCCAUUUUCAUCUUGCUGUCUUGCAAACCCAGUUGGAUUUGGUCACGCUGUAACCGAGAUAUUCUGGCACAACUUGAUUAAAGGUAUGUAAGAAAUACCAGUGUACACAUUUCAGAAUCUUAUUUAUGUCAUUUUCCAAUCUAUCCACAGUCAUGCACUACUUUAAUCUAUCUCAUAAAAUAGAAAAUAUAUUGAAUAAUGUGGUCAUAGUCUAGUUGCAACAUCUGGAAAAGUUCAUUGUUGAAGCAUCACGCAAGCUCUUUAGAUCUCUUUGUGUGUUUCACCAACUAGGACAAAGGAUUAUCCAAAUGGAGUCCAUGUUGGAGGGAAAAUGUGUGUAAAGUGUAACACCGUGUCUGGCCACUAGAGACCACAGUCACACAGCACAAUGCUUCUGUCCCCAUUAGAGGCUCUUCAUGGGCAGCUUGGAUCAUCCAACCACGGUGUGUUUUUGCAUCAGCUUCAAGACCCCACUGAAUUUAGACCCGACUGAAAAAAAGACAUGCGCGCGCGCACACACACACACACAGGCUGUCUGAAGCGCACCAGGAUGUCUCAGAUCUCCGGGAGCAGAAAAGAAGAAGAAGAAGAAAAAAAAAUCUUGCAUCUUUGGACUUCAAAACAUCAGGAAGCGGAGUGAACAGCCUACGAUUCGGCGUGGCCAAGAGGGAGAUACGUUUGCGUAACUCCCAUUACUUAUUCAUCGCAGCAGAGUCAUAUGCAAACUACCGUUUGUGGCUGGGAGUGUGUUGAUUUUUUAAAAUUUAUUUCUGUGACGCGAUCGUGUUUAUCUCAUGCCCUUUAAUCUUUCCUUUGUAAUGUCUCCUGGAGGGAGUGUGUCAUGUGUUGGAAACGGCUCCUACAAACAGGACGUGAUGUCACGCGACAGGAAACUCAACAACAAUGCAACCCCGCCGUCCCCACUCUCUCUCUCACACACACACACACACACACACUGAUGCCUCGACACGACGUUCUGUAGAGGUUUUAUUUUCAACAAAAGUACAGCUAUAUCAGAUAUGGAUUUUUUUUUUCUUUACAGCGAAGUACAACAUAUUCCCAGUGCUUCUGAUUACAUCAAAACAUAUAAUGUACAUACAGUUGACAUCUCCACUCUCCCAUUCACAGUUUCUGGAUUGAAUAGGCAUUAUUUUUCAGGUUUUUAUCCAUUUCUACAACAAAUAAAGGCCAGCAAGAAAGAAAGAGAGAAAGAAAAGUAGAAGGAAAGAAAGAUAAAGGGGGAAAAAACACUGUUUGCAUAUGGUGUCAAAAAGAUGUGGAGUACAUUUUUCUGUGACAAAAAAUAAAAUAAAAUCCGGACCUCAAACCUGAUGGUAAUAUACAAUGAAAAGGUUUGCAAGUGUGGGGACUGAAGUCUUCUCGUCGUCACUGAACCACAUGAAUAUAUGGCUCGUUGAAGACUUUGUACCCUGACUACUCUGAAACAACACAGGACCCUAUAAUCAGCUGUGAGGAACUACUACUGAAUAUUCGGCGACAGUGCCUCGCAAAAGUUUCCAAACGUCUUGUACUUUUUUUCAAAUUAUGUCACAUUACAACUAGAAACUUCUCUGCAUAUUAUUGGGAUUUUAUCUGAAAGUUCAACACAAGGUUAUGCCAUAUUGAGAAGUGAUGAAAGCACGGUACACUGCUUAUUAUUAUUUUUUAUUUUACAAAUAAUAAUUUUUUUCAAUAUGGCCUGCAUUUCUAUACGAAACCCAGUUCGUCAUACAGCCACCGUUUUGGGGUUUCUUGCUGGACAGAGAGCUUUUAAGCAAAUGAGCUUAAAACAAAUGCAAACAUUUGUUUUAAAAUCUUGCAAUAAAUUCUCAAUUGGAUUUAAA